Messenger RNA from Asparagus officinalis (garden asparagus), 2884 nucleotides. Its product is annotated as copper-transporting ATPase PAA2, chloroplastic. Gene Ontology annotation, cellular component: membrane. Gene Ontology annotation, molecular function: ATP hydrolysis activity; copper ion binding; ATP binding. Gene Ontology annotation, biological process: copper ion homeostasis; monoatomic cation transport. The record is from RefSeq and is a predicted model, not a curated record. NCBI's taxonomy places the organism in Eukaryota, Viridiplantae, Streptophyta, Magnoliopsida, Asparagales, Asparagaceae.
UAAACCCCCUUCCCCUCCCUCCAAAAUCUAGCCAUUUCCUCUCGCCCCCAAUGGCGACGGCUCUCCUUCGAAUCCCUCUCUCCCCAAACCCUAACGCUAAAUUCCCUCUCAUAACCCCGUCUUUUUCCCGCCAUCCCCGCCGUCGCCGGCGACUUCUCCGCCCACUAGCCGCCGUCGAGAUCCGCUCCCCAGCAGAUGAUCGCAAGCAAGCUCUUCAAAGCCCUCCCUCGAUUCUCCUCGACGUCAGCGGCAUGAUGUGCGGCGCAUGCGCCGCACGUGUCAGAUCGACCCUCUCCUCCGACUCCCGCGUCGACUCGCCGUUCGUCAACGUGCUGCGGAUUACGGCGGCGGUGAAGCUGAGUCAGUCUGUGGCGGAGGAGCUCGCCGGGAAGUUGACGGCGUUAGGGUUUCCGUCGAAGAGGAGGAGGUUAGGGUUUGGGGUUGUGGAGAAUGUGAAGAAGUGGAAGGAAAUGAAGGAAAGGAAGGAGGAGUUGCUGAAUCGGAGCAGGAAUCGUGUGGCGUUCGCGUGGACGCUUGUGGCUUUGUGCUGCGGUUCGCACGCUUCGCAUCUGCUUCAUUCUGUUGGGAUCCAUGUCGCACAUGGGCCUUUUUGGGAUAUCUUGCACAACUCUUAUCUGAGAUGUGGUAUUGCGGUGGUUUCUUUGCUUGGUCCUGGUAGAGAUUUGCUAGUUGAUGGCCUCAGUGCUUUCACUAAAGGAUCACCAAAUAUGAACUCUCUUGUUGGAUUUGGAUCAAUUGCCGCAUUCCUUAUCAGUGCAGUAUCAUUAUUAAACGCUGGGCUUGAAUGGGAAGCAUCCUUUUUUGAUGAACCGGUCAUGCUCCUCGGUUUUGUGCUUCUGGGCCGUUCUCUUGAAGAAAGUGCUAGGCUCAAGGCCUCUAGUGACAUGAAUGAACUUCUAUCACUUGUAUCGUCUAAGUCAAGAUUAAUAAUUACCUCCUCUGAAGAUGCUCCUGCAACUGACAGUGUCUUGAUGGCCGAUUCAAUUAGUGUUGAAGUCCCCAUUGACGAUGUUCGUGUUGGAGACUCGGUCUUGGUUUUUCCUGGGGAGACUAUCCCUGUUGAUGGUAAAGUUAUUGCAGGAAGAAGUGUUGUUGAUGAAUCCAUGCUCACAGGAGAAUCUCUGCCAGUAUUCAAGGAAAGAGGCUUACAUGUUUCUGCAGGAACGAUUAAUUGGGAUGGUCCUCUGAGGGUUGAAGCAUCUACAACUGGUGCUACGUCAACAAUCUCUAAAAUUAUUCGCAUGGUUGAGGAUGCGCAGUCUCAUGCAGCACCUAUUCAGAGGCUAGCAGAUUCAAUUGCAGGGCCUUUUGUGUACAGUGUGAUGACAGUGUCUGCUGUAACAUUUGCUUUCUGGUAUUACGUUGGAACGAAUAUCUUCCCAGAUGUGUUGCUAAAUGAUAUUGCAGGUCCUGAUGGAAACUCAUUGGUCCUGAGCUUGAAACUUUCUGUGGAUGUACUAGUAGUAUCCUGUCCCUGUGCACUGGGGCUUGCAACUCCUACAGCUAUCUUAGUCGGAACCUCUUUAGGGGCUAAACAAGGACUUCUUGUAAGAGGAGGUGAUGUUUUGGAACGUUUGGCUGGGAUUGACACUGUCGCUCUUGACAAAACAGGGACACUUACGGAAGGAAAACCUACUGUUACUGCUAUGGCUUCCUUCACUUAUGAUGAAAAUGAGAUUCUUCGGCUAGCUGCUUCAGUGGAGAAAACAGCAUCCCAUCCCAUUGCUAAAGCUAUCUUAAGUAGAGCAGAACUAAUGGAUUUGAAACUCCCCAGUACAAGAGGUCAGUUAACGGAGCCUGGUUUUGGUGCCUUAGCGGAAGUUGAUGGUUCUUUGGUAGCAGUUGGUACAAUGGAUUGGGUUUACGAGCGUUUUCAGAGGAAAACAACACAAUCUGAGCUGGUGGAUCUAGAGAAUCAUAUAGCACACCUUUCAUCUGAAAUGAUGUUCCCAUCAAACCAAUCACUUUCGGUAGUUUAUGUUGGACGAGAAGGAGAAGGAAUAAUUGGUGCUAUAGCAAUAUCAGAUGUCCUCCGUCCUGACGCCAAAUCCACAGUUUAUAGGCUUCAGGAGAAGGGAAUUAAAACAAUCCUAUUAUCAGGUGACAGGAAAGAGGCAGUGGCAAAUGUUGGCAAGAUCGUUGGAAUUGAAGAUGAAAGUAUAAAGGCAUCUCUAACUCCACAACAGAAAUCAAGCAUCAUAUCGAGUUUGCAGGCUGAGGGGCAUCACGUAGCAAUGAUUGGGGACGGAAUAAAUGAUGCACCGUCCCUGGCACUUGCGGAUGUUGGAGUUGCUUUACAAAUAGAAGCAAAAGAGAAUGCCGCAUCUGAUGCAGCAUCAGUACUUCUUUUGGGAAACAGGCUUUCUCAGAUAGUAGAUGCUCUAACCCUAGCCCAAGUGACGAUGUCAAAAGUUCGUCAGAAUUUGGCAUGGGCUGUGGCAUAUAACAUCGUCGCCAUCCCCAUUGCUGCAGGGGUAUUGCUUCCACAUUUUGACUUUGCCAUGACACCAUCACUUUCUGGAGGAUUGAUGGCCAUGAGCUCUAUCUUCGUUGUCACCAACUCAUUGCUUCUAAAGCUGCACAAGUCUUCCACGCAGAAAGGAACGGCACACUAAUGGACAGGAUCUCUAUACUUGAGGUAGGAAUUUUAUGUUAGCCCUCGCUAGAAUUCCGGAUGAUUUUACUUUCUGGCAAUAAUCGAACUUGCCUUCUUGAAGAAUGAUAUUGUUUAACUUGCCUUCUCAAAGCAUGAUAUUGUAUAUCGUUCCAUUUGAGAGUUGUUUCACUGAUAAUUUAUUCUUAUAAAGCAUCUGUAACUUCACUAUAAAAUUAAACCAUUUAUAUGAUUUGCAGCAUCACACAA